CAUGGACAUCUGUUUAUCGAUCGCGAUUCGACAAUAUUCCCUCUGAUUUUGAACUACCUACGAGAUGGUAACAUUCCGUUGCCACGCGAUGAGUACUACUUGGAAAGGAUCCUCAGAGAAGCGAGGUUCUACAAACUGCACGGUCUAUGCUGUGAUAUCGAAAAGAAGAUUGAGUUUGGUGCAAAGCAAAAAACCAGAGAAGCUCCGAAGACACCUCAUGGAGACACCCAAGGACCAAGUCAAAUAUUGGUAGUACCAAGCCAAAUGCAGGGCAAGGGCCCAAUUCCAUCGUUAGCAUCGAAAAUUAUAGAGAUAAGUCCUGAUAUAUUCAAAAACGCAGGUCCGAUUCACAAAUAUAUCCUGACUAUACCCACGUGUAGCGCGGUUGUCGAAGGUCUACCAGGACGCAUAUCAGAAGAGCGUACCCGUACGCCGUCAAAAUUCGAUGAAGCAUUUCCGUCACCGCCGCACUCAUUCACAGAUAAAUCACUUGCCGAUAGCGAGGUGGCUGAAGGAGCGCUUUUGUACGUCUCAUAG
This is a messenger RNA of Ostertagia ostertagi, 537 nucleotides long. The record is from the annotation of a GenBank genome assembly. NCBI's taxonomy places the organism in Eukaryota, Metazoa, Nematoda, Chromadorea, Rhabditida, Trichostrongylidae.